GUGCCUGUUUUUUGCUUAGUUUUCCUGAUCAUCUGCCUGAUUCCGAUGGCCAAUGGGGGCACUACCUUGCCAUCGCUAAGCGCCAGUCCCAUAGUCUUUGCCCGGAAUCUUUUCCGCGUCCUAAACGAUGAAGAUCCCCCCGUGAACAUGAUGGUUUCCCCGGCUGCUGCCCGUAGUGCCAUGACCUUGGUUUUCAUGGGGGCCGGCGGGAAAAGCGCGGAUGAACUGCGUUCCAAAUUGAUUUUGGGCGUGGCCAAUAAGUCGGAAAUCGCCAAACAACAUGCCGAAUCCUGGAGCGAGGAGUGUUCUUGUGCGAAAAAAGGAGUUGCCCUGCGAUUGGUUACCCGUUUGUUCGUAAAUGAGGAGGAAAAAAUACGACCUGAAUUUAAUACCACGGCCAUGGAGUUCUUUAAUGCUCAGGCUGACUCUCUAAAUUACCUAAACCCCGAGGAUUCAAUUAAAAAAGUCAACAAGUGGAUGGAGAAGCAAACAUUUUACACUGUGAGGAAUCUUUUCACCCCUGAUGUCUUUAAUCUCGUGUCUAGUGUUAUUUUGGUCAACUCCCUGUUCUUUCGAGCCAAAUGGGAUAAGUUGUUUCCUCAGGAUCUUACAGAGGUUCAAGACUUUUGGAUCAAUCCUCGCCAGCGGAUGGAAACGCCGAUGAUGCGUCAGAUUGGCCAGUUUCGCUAUGGCGAGUCCAAGAAACUAAAAUCACAGAUACUCCAGUUGCCCUUUGAGAAGUCCAACUUGACCAUGAUGAUCAUUCUGCCCACGGAUAUCGACGGGCUGCCGAAAUUGGAGGAAAAACUUGGGCAGCUUGAUAUGAACGAGGUGGCCGCCAAGAGUUUAAUGAACGAAGUGGAUGUGACGAUUCCAAAAUUCAAGAUCGAGUGCGAAAUAGAUCUUAGAGUUCCACUACAGAAGCUGGGAAUCAGUCGUAUUUUUGAACCUGGCCAAGCGGAUUUGAGUGGCCUCUUUGCCAAAAAAACACCACAAAGGAUUUCGGAGGCCAGGCACAAACUAUUUCUAAAUGUUACCGAAACAGGUUGCGAAACAGCUCCAGAAACGGAUGUCCAACCCGAAGUCUUCUAUAAGAAUCCGGAUCGCAAGGUCUUCCGGGCCGACCGACCAUUCGUUUUCGCCAUCCGCAGCAAGAAAAACGUUUACUUCGUCGGCCAUUUCAUUAAGCCCUAAUUGCGGGAGGAGUUUUGCAAAUAUUUUUAUGGUGAUGGCCCGCAGGCAAUCACGGCCAAAUGGCUGUAUCCCAAUGAACAUCAAAUUAUUGCCAAACAAAUGUACACAAUGCAUCCGAAAUACAAAAAGGCAGCAGGCACAGGCAAA
This is a messenger RNA of Drosophila takahashii, 1341 nucleotides long. RefSeq names its product Serpin 47C (gene Spn47C). Gene Ontology annotation, molecular function: serine-type endopeptidase inhibitor activity. The record is from RefSeq and is a predicted model, not a curated record. Lineage: Eukaryota; Metazoa; Arthropoda; Insecta; Diptera; Drosophilidae.